AUGCUUUGUUCUACUCCUAAAGUUCUAAUCGGGCCUUCCAUCCUCGGCGCGGAUCUUUCAGACCUAUCUUCUGUCUGUUUGCGUCUUUUGGAUGCUGGCGCUGAUUACCUUCAUCUCGACGUUAUGGAUGGCCAUUUCGUUCCAAAUAUAACAUUUGGUCAUCCUGUUGUUUCGUGCUUACACAAACAUUUACAAGAGGGCACUUUUCUUGAUCUUCACAUGAUGGUUGCCAACCCAAUUCAGGUGUCUAUUAUUCGAUUUUAA
This is a messenger RNA of Protopolystoma xenopodis, 264 nucleotides long. Lineage: Eukaryota; Metazoa; Platyhelminthes; Monogenea; Polystomatidea; Polystomatidae. The record is from the annotation of a GenBank genome assembly.